Messenger RNA from Rotaria sp. Silwood2, 975 nucleotides. NCBI's taxonomy places the organism in Eukaryota, Metazoa, Rotifera, Eurotatoria, Philodinida, Philodinidae. The record is from the annotation of a GenBank genome assembly.
AUGAUAAAUGAAAAUACCGAUGAUAUAGUACGACAACAUGAUUGCCUUUAUUUUGAUCUAAGCGAAGAUCAAUGGUCUCGUGAAAUCAUACCUUAUUGUAUGAGUGAAUCGACAUCGAAAUGGUCUAUUGUAAACACCAAUUUUCAGACAUUCUUAACUUUUGCUGAACUCAGCCGACGAAAUAUUACAAGUGAACAAUUGCAUCAAUGGUCAGCACCGAUAGAUAUCAGUGAACGUUAUCAACUAUAUCUGAAUCACCUUUCAAUUGGAAAUGUAUUAUCAAAGAUGGAAAAAGAAAUAUUUUACAAUUGUACAUCACCAGCAUUUGGUCCACAGUGUCAGUAUCAACUGGAUUUGUAUGAUCCUAAUUCAACAUUAAAUGAAUUUAUUCGUAUUCACUAUCGUCAGCACGCUUAUGCACCAGAACCAUUAACUUGUUAUACUCAUUUACAAUGUAAUCGUGGUUCAACACCAAUAUGUCUCGAUUGGAGCGAAAUAUGUGAUGGAAAAGUCGAUUGUACUAAUGGAGUUGAUGAAAAAGAUUGUUGGCCACUUAUAAGUAAUAAAUGCAAAGAUGAUGAAUAUCGAUGUGAUAAUGGUCAAUGUAUACAUUCAAGAUUUGUUAAUAUUGGUGUCAGUUUCGAAUGUCUUGAUCGAUCUGAUCAAUAUGCCUCUUUAUCACCGAAUUCAUUUAAUAAUGAAUAUCGUGCACCAGCAUUCACAAACGAAGAUAUCAUCUGUUCAUGGCGUGAACGUUCUAUGAACAAAUUUAUCCAUCCUUUUACAAGUUCAUGUAGAUCUCAACGUAAUGAAAGAAUCAAACAAGCAAUGUUUUUCGAUGUAUUCGAUCCAACCAUAAGUCAGGAUUGUCUUUUGGCAUUCAAAUGUCAUUCUAAAAUUCCAACAGAUAACAAUCCAGUAUGCUGGAAUUUCUGUCAAAAUGAAAAAUGUAUCGAAAUNAAAGUUUUCCACUAA